Dendrobium catenatum is the source of this 3609-nucleotide messenger RNA. Its product is annotated as receptor-like protein 7. The transcript has a single exon. Gene Ontology annotation, molecular function: protein binding. Lineage: Eukaryota; Viridiplantae; Streptophyta; Magnoliopsida; Asparagales; Orchidaceae. The record is from RefSeq and is a predicted model, not a curated record. The coding region runs from base 124 to 3471 and encodes 1115 amino acids.
AAUCAAGUGGUCAUUUCCAUUUUCCACCGUUCUCUUUCUUUCCUCAUUGGAUCUCUUCGGAAACGCUUGAAACAAUUUCAUUCCCCUUUUUUUUUCCCUAAUGCGAAAGUUCCAGGUCGGGGCAUGCCCGCAGGUCGCAGCCAUACCUCCGCCUCGAUGAUUUCCACUUACCUAACUCUUACCUCUCUGUUCCUUUACAUCGCCUUCGUCUCUGGAUGCCUCCCCGACGAGAGAUCGGCGCUGCUACAACUAAAGAAGGGUUUCUCUUUCUCAAAGUUGGAAUCUUGGCAGCCAAACACGAACUGCUGUCAAUGGCGCGGCGUCCUUUGCGAUGGUGGUUCGAGUAAUGUCGUCCAUCUCGACCUCAGCUCUCAGAACAUAUCGGGUAGUAUUAAUUCGAGCCUCUUCAAUCUCUCUUCUUUACGUGUUCUGAACCUCGCCUUCAACCUGUUUUACGGGAAUCCGAUUCCAAGUUCUGGAUGGGAAAAGCUUGGGAAUCUCACACAUCUGAAUCUUUCAAACUCGGGAUUCCAGGGGCAAGUACCCAUCGGCAUCUCUCGUCUCAACAAUUUGGUUUCUUUGGAUCUGUCUUCGUAUGGAGAUGCUGGUAUGUCUUCAUUGCUCGAGCUCAGAAACCCAGAUUUCGAAACGCUUCUUCAAGGGAUUAGUAAUUUGAGGGUGCUUUAUCUUGAUGGUGUGAACAUUUCUGCCAGUGGAGAGGAAUGGUGUGGAGCUUUGGCUAGAUCGACUCCCGAACUGCAAGAGCUGAGCUUGGAAGCCUGUUCACUCUCUGGCGGCAUUGGAAUUUCCUUAUCCAAGCUCCCGUCUUUGUCCGUUAUUGACCUUGAAGGGAACAGUUUGAACACCACUGUGCCUGAUUUCUUCGUUAAUUUUACUUCUUUAUCUGUGCUUCGGCUAGGUUACUGCGGGCUUGAAGGUUUUUUCCCCAAAGACAUAUUUCAGCUGAAGAAUUUGACGAUUGUUGAUGUCUCCAUUAAUCCAAUGCUUUCCGGAUCCCUCCCAGAUUUCACCAUGGAAAGCGCUCUGGAAAGUUUGGUGCUUUCUCACUCAAAUUUUUCUGGGCUUUUACCUGAUACCAUUGGCAAUCUCAAGUCUUUGAAAAUACUAGAUCUUUCAAACUGUCAUUUCUAUGGGAAAAUACCAUAUUCAAUUUGGAACUUGACUCAGCUCAUGAGGUUGGACCUCUCCUCCAAUAAUUUGACUGGUCUGAUUCCAUCUUUCCAGUCACCUUCAUCAGUUGUUGAGAUAAUAAUAGCACAAAAUCAAAUAUCAGGCCCAACUCCUACAGCUUAUGAAGCUAGAGGUUUUCAAAAACUUACAGAAUUUGUUCUGCAUAGUAACUCGCUUUCCGGACCAAUCCCUGAAACUCUUUUUAAUCUACCUCAAUUGCAGACAUUGCUGCUUUGGCAGAACCAUCUCUCUGGCCAACUACCUGAGUUUUCUGAGGCUUCUUUGUUGAAUAAUAUUGAUCUCAGCAAUAAUCAGCUCCAAGGAAAGAUCCCAAUGUCACUUUUUCGGGUGUCCGGACUUAAAAUUCUCUCACUUGCGAAUAAUUACUUCACUGGAUUUUUCCAGCUGAACUCCAUCUUGGUUCUCAAGAACCUGUCAUAUCUUGAUUUAUCUGAUAGUGGAUUGUCCUGUCUUGAAGAAGAUGACAGCUCUUCCUUUUCUUCGUUUCCCAAGAUAGCCACCUUGAAAUUGGUAGGAUGCAAUCUAACCAAGAUACCACUUUUCUUGAUGUUCCAAGAUCAAAUUACCGCACUGGAUCUUUCCAACAACAGUAUUACUGGUAAUAUACCCAGAUGGAUUUGGAGUGUUGGGAAAGGAAACCUCAUUAACUUGAAUCUCUCUUGCAACUUUUUCACUUCUGUUGAAGGGCCUUCUUUUAAUUUCUCCAUAGCUUCUUCAAUGGUGCUUGAUCUUCACUCAAACAAGCUUCAAGGACCAAUUCCUCUUCCCCCGCCUAAUCCCAUUGUUCUUGAUUACUCAGAUAACAAAUUCUCAUCUUCCAUCCCUAACAACCUUUCCUUAUACUUGAACUUCACUUUGUUUCUAUCCCUUGCAAGAAACAAUCUCAGUGGAGAAAUCCCCUAUUCACUCUGCAAUGCAACUUUUCUCUCUGUUCUUGACUUAUCCAACAAUGGCUUAACUGGUGCAAUUCCACCAUGUCUUAUGGGAAAUGGAAUGGACCUGAAUGUUCUAAAUCUUAGAAUGAACCAGCUUCAAGGAUCUAUCCCUCAACAAAUUAGAGAAAAAUGUAAUUUUCAGACUAUAAAUCUCAAUGGCAAUCGCUUAGAGGGUCGUCUUCCUCGUUCUCUUGUCAAUUGUCAUUCACUUGAAGUUCUAGACCUGGGGAACAAUGAAUUAACAGACACAUUUCCUAAUUGGUUGGGAAAUAUUUCUUCGCUUCUUAUCCUGAUACUACGAUCCAAUAAACUCUAUGGACCAGUCAGCCUUCCAACAAAUAUUCAUGGAAAAAAUUUCAGCUUUCAAGAGCUACAAAUCUUUGACAUCUCAUCUAAUAACUUCAGUGGUAAUUUAUGUGCAGAAUGUUUUUGCAAUUUUAAGGCAAUGAUGAGUAGUAACAAAGAUUCAGUGCAGUCAGCUGUUGGCUUUUACUAUUUCAAGUUCAACACAAACUACUAUCAUGAUAUGAUAACUAUCACGAUCAAAGGAUUUCAGAUGAACUUGCAAAAGAUUCUGAAUAUCUACAAAUCCAUCGAUUUCUCAAACAAUAAUUUCGAUGGAGAGAUCCCUGCAUCGAUUGGAAACCUUGAUUCUCUGUAUUUACUCAACUUAUCAAGAAAUGCUUUAAAAGGUCCAAUUCCUCGUCAGCUCGGUUAUCUGACACAACUCGAAUCGCUCGAUCUCUCCGAAAACCAUCUUGAUGGUGAAAUCCCUAUGGAACUGACUAAUUUAACAUUCCUUUCUGUUUUGAAUCUUGCCUACAACAACCUAGUUGGAACAAUUCCUGAAGGCGGCCAGUUUCCAACUUUCUCAAACGCUUCAUUUGAAGGAAAUGAGGAUUUAUGUGGAAAUCCUCUAACAAUUCCGUGCAGAAAACCAAAUGCAGAAUCUCCUUCAGCAUCAAAUAAACCAGUUAGUAGAGUUUCAACUGAACCCAGCUGGGAAUACAUAUUUACAGGUAUGGGAUUUGGAGGAGGUUUAGCCAUGCUUAUUGGAUCAUUAAUGGUGUGGGAAGAAGGAAGAAAAUGGCAUUAUAACUGGAUUGAUGAUAUGCUAGAGACCCUUGCUCCAUUUUCCAGGCUUCGAAAUACCUGUGGAGAUGGUAGAGUUAGUGAUGUGGAAGGAAGGGAAGAUGGCUAUGAGGAGAUGAUUGAUGCAGGAACAAGAAGAAAAUUUUGUGUUUACUGUACAAAGUUAGUUUUCUUUGAAGAUGUAAUGAAAAUACAAUAUAUAAGCUGUGAAUGUCACUUAGAUGAGAGGUAACAAGUCUUUUUCUAGCAAUUUGUACAUAGUUGUGUUAUAGAAGAAAUAAAUCUGGGCCCUUAAAUAUAUCAAAGAGUUAGUGCAAGGAAGAAAAGAAUCAUUGUUUUUUGCCAUUUCUAACUAUUUGUGAGCUUUGCA